CUUCCCGUGUCUCUCCCCGCAUUUCUCCCUGUUCCUCGUACCAAUAAUUUCUCGUCGUUUCCUUAGAAACAUGAUAACCAUUGACAUUAUUUGGAGUCUAUUUAGCACUGUGUUGCACAUUGGUUACGUCAACCUGCUAGCCACUGCUGCCAGCCUGGCUAUAGCCUACCGGGUGUACUAUGCUCUCUACGUUUCUCCCCUCUGCAAUGUCCCUGGUCCAUUCCUUGCUCGUAUAACCAAUAAACGCUCCGAGUUCCUUGGUGCCAUUGGCUAUAUGGGCCGAUUUGCCCGCAACGAACCAAGAGAGUACGGCGACGUCUAUGUCUACCAGCCCAACGCUGUUGCCAUCUCUCACCCUGUGGAUGUCCGCACCUUGGCUAGCAUGCGCCGCCGCCAGCUGGGGCCCUAUUUUAGCAUGAACUACCUGGCAAAGGCUGAGCCCAAGAUUGCCCAGAAUGGCAUUCUAUCGCUCAAGGCAAAGUGGGAGACCCAGCUUGCCGCAUCUGUCGACGGCAGAGUCGAGGUAAAUUAUUAUAAGGACUUUUUGUUUGCCACAUUCGACACGAUCGGUGCAUUGGCAUUUGGACGCGAGUUUAACGCGCUCAAGAACAACGACCGCACAAUGAUCGACUGGAUUGGUGAUGCUGUCACAUACCUCGGCAUGACCGCAAACUUUCCACUUUUGGCAAACUACCCUGCCUCGCUGCUGCUGGGUCGCUGGGAGCGCAGCUACAACUCUGUAAUCGACUACGCCAAGGCAUCAGUCAACAUGCGUCGCGGGUACCUUUCUGCAACGUCACCCGAGAACAAGCCGGAAAGCCUGCUGAUGCUUUUGGCUGGAAGCGAGACAUCGUCAAACACGCUGAUGUGGACAGUGCAUUUGCUCAUGCUUUAUCCGCAGCACUACCAGCGAGCUGUGGAUGAGGUGCGCACAAAGUUCGCUGCCGACUACUUGAUCGGAUAUAGCGAAGGGCGGCUGGGCUUGCCAUUCAUCGAGGCGUGCAUCUACGAGUCAAUGCGUCUCAUGCCAGUCACAGGCGGGUUGUGGCCGCGGGUGGUCCCCGAAAGCGGCAUCACUCUUCAGGGCCACUACCUGCCGCCUGGAACUGAAAUCUAUGUCAACCUCUCGGGCGCCAACCUCAACUCUGCUGUGUGGGACCGCCCACUGGAAUUCGACCCGACUCGCUUCUUGGACAACGAGGAGGCACGUCGUAAUAUGUUCACAUUCAGCACUGGUGUCCGCAUCUGCCCUGGCAGGAACCUGGCCUGGAUUGAGAUGCUCGGCAUUCUCGCCAAUGUCUUGAAGGACUACGAUAUCGCAUUCCCUGAGGACUACAAGCUGCGUGGUCCGAAUGUACUUGACGAGAACGGCAACCCGAAGGUUUUGGAUUCGCGUCACUUUUUUGUCUCAGUGCCUCAGAACCCAGAGCGCGAUUGUCGGCUGGUUCUAACCAAGCGUGUGUAAUCCGCAUUACCUUUAUUUCCGUUUCCCACUAAUAUAACAAUAAGGUGUGGCCAC
Messenger RNA from Linderina pennispora, 1519 nucleotides. RefSeq names its product cytochrome P450. The record is from RefSeq and is a predicted model, not a curated record. Bases 71 to 1465 code for a protein of 464 amino acids. Lineage: Eukaryota; Fungi; Kickxellomycota; Kickxellomycetes; Kickxellales; Kickxellaceae. The transcript has 3 exons. Gene Ontology annotation, molecular function: iron ion binding; oxidoreductase activity, acting on paired donors, with incorporation or reduction of molecular oxygen; heme binding.